Molecule: messenger RNA, 378 nt
Organism: Morchella importuna
Lineage: Eukaryota; Fungi; Ascomycota; Pezizomycetes; Pezizales; Morchellaceae
Exons: 3
Coding region: 1-378 (125 amino acids)
Biological process (GO): protein ubiquitination
Cellular component (GO): cytoplasm
Molecular function (GO): ubiquitin protein ligase activity
Source: RefSeq, a predicted model, not a curated record
AUGGGGGUUGCCUCACUGAUGGAAAUGUGUGAGAACCCGAAUAGCGACUUGGAUAAUCAUGAGCGGAAGCAGAUAAAUACAAUUACUAUGGAGAAACUUUUACACCUGGUAUCGCUGCCAGAGGUUGGGGAUGACAUCCAGGGUAAUACGGAGGAGCGGCAGGUGGAGGCGGAGGAGCGGCAGAUGGAGGCAGAGUGUGUGGUGUGUUCGGACGAGACGCCAGAUACAGUGUUGGUGCCGUGUGGGCAUUUGGCGUUGUGUUCUGGGUGCUGUGAUACAAUGGGGAUAAAGGAGAGGGGGGCGAGGAAUUGGUCGGCAGUGCGGUGUCCCCUAUGCAGGACGGCGGUGGAGUAUCGGAUUAAGGUAUUUAAGGCUUAG